GGGGAUUGCUAGCUUUUGCUCCUCGCGGACGGACAAUUUGGACACGGCAAGAGCGUGCCUCCCUCAGCCAGCUUCGCGGGUCCUGAAUUUUUCCAACAUCGAUGGGUGCCGAGGUGAGUUUGUUGGUAGAAUCUCAUCUUCAGUCGACGACGGCGUCCUCCCUGUGCCCGGCGGCCUCUCUGCUGCACGAGGCACGAUUCGAUGUUCAGCAGCUCUGCGACAUCUUCAAUCGCUUCGCCGAUAAUGAGAAAGGCAGUGCUCGGAUUCCUGCGAAGUCUCUGCAGAAGUCGCUGCAUCCCAUUCCGGUCAAGAACGCACAGAGUCUGUUUCAACACUUCACCUUUGAUCAGGUAUGAUCUAUCUUCUCUCCACUGCAUUCCAUCAUGUCGUUGGUCUCUCUGCUCUCAUGUCGUCUCUCCACUACGUCGUCUCUCCACUACACUGGCAGGCUAGGGUGAGCUCGAUGAUCAAUCGCAUUCAUUGGCCAUGCAGCAUUAUCGGCGUCUCUGCUUGCGUGUGCAGGCUGACAUCGUCGAAGUUCUUAUUGCCGCUUUGAUCCUCACAGCCGCCAUCACACCCAUCACCAAACUUCGACUCUCCUUUGUGUUCUUCGAUCUCUCGGCGGAGAAGAGCCUCACCUUCACCGAGUUCUAUCUGCUCAUCCGCGUCUUCACCUCAGCGUUAAUGAAAGUGCUCAAUGUGCCAGCCAAAGGCAGGAGCCGGGCUGUUGCCGAGGCAGAGUCGACCGCAGAGGAGGUGUUCAAUGAGAUGGAGAACGGCGACGGGGUGGUACAACUCGCGGAUUAUAUCGCCUUCUGCACGGGCAACCAGACCGUCAUGGCCGUAUUACACAAGUUCUCCGCUGCCGAGAGCGGAGACAAGACGCCGGCACACGAGAGGAUAUCGAUCUCGUGGGAAGGACGCGACAAAAAGGCCUCAUCGGUGAUGCUCGAGUGGACAAAUGAGGAAAAUGCCUUUUCGAUGCCAUUCUUCUGCAAGAAGCACAAGGAGCGCCAUUGUCGGCCACUGACACGGCUGGACGUCAUGCUGCUCUAUAAGCUCUUCAAGGUGCGCGACCUAGGAAUUCGUCUAUGGCCGUGUCUCGCUACAAGCACUGCAUUUGUAUGCGUGCGGGCAUGUGUGUCAGAAGCUAGAUGCUUCCAAGACGGGCAAGAUCACUUACGAGGAUCUUUUGAAUGUGGUUAAACAAAAGACAAAGGACACGUAAGCCAAUCACACGAAGGCAGCAAUGUUGGGGGUCCUUCAUUUGGGUAUCGCUGUCCUUUUCCCUCUUCAUCGAGAUAGGAAGGGAGGUGAAGAGGCUGCCAUGGCUGUGCAGGUGCACAUCGCUUCGUAAUCGUCCUGACAUGUCUGCUGAUCCUGAUGACAUUGGUGUGUGUAUGCGCCUUGCAGGCAAAGAUGUUUGCUGGCACUCUUGCGACUCUGUUGUCGACCAGCGCCUCCCAGAGAGAGGAGCAGAGCUACGAUAUCAGAGAGUGAGCAAUUGUCGAUGCAUGUCGAAAUUGACAUCCUCUCGCUGUUGCAGAUUUCUGUCGGUGUUCAAUCCAUGUUCAAGCGACAGGCACCACGAUAUAUAUAAGAGAUGGAUUCACGAGGAGGAGAGGGAGACACUGGCUGUGGAAAGUAGCCUCAAGGCUUAUAUGCUACGGCCGGUCAUCCCAGCAGAGGAACGUCUGGAGCUGGAGCAGAUUUUCCGAUCGAUCGACGCCAGUGGCGACGGUGUCAUCACACUCGAAGAAAUGAAGCAGUCACAGUUCUUUUCGCAGUAAGCCUGAGUAGGGGAUGGACUUAAUGACAGGACGAGAUACUGACCUGUUUCUUUGUGCAUGUCUCCUAUGGGUGACCCACAGGGACGUCGCAUCCUCCUUGAUAACGCAGCACUCACUCAAGGGAAGUGACAGCCUCAGUCUUGAGGAAUUCCUCAUCAUGGUCAGCCUGCAAAAGCACUGUGUUGAAGGAAGUCAGAUAAACGCACCCAGCCAGCCAGCAUCAGAUUCUGAGAGACACAUGUGUCUGUGUGCAGAUGUGCCCGCCCGAGUAUCGCAUCCCAACAAGGUACGAGAAGUUUCUGCCCCUGUACCAGUGGAUGAUCGAAGAGGAGUUCCUCAUGCGCAAAAGAGGUCGGACCUUCAAGGAGAAGGAGCGCUUCUCGCCGGAGACGCAGGACUCAAGCAGCUCUCUGCCUGAGGUGGAAGGCGCCUCCCUGAUCCGCAUUCAGGAGCUCUUCCUCACCGUCGACUGGCUGUCCACACAGCCGGGAACAAUCACCAAGUACUGACUGACACACGAACCAUAUCCUCCACACAUCAGCCUAACGUCCGAGUGAUGGAUGCCUCUGUUUUUUGGUUGGCCAUUGCAGAGACGACUUGCUGAAUUCUGGGCUGGUGCCUCGACGCAUCGUUUCCUACAUCCAGACAAACGCCAAGAGGCGAGAAGUGCCUGUCGAGGGCCCCUGGGACAUGGACACCUUCUGUCGCAUCGCCGUGCCAUCGAACUACGGCCUGCCACCGCCGAGCAGAGCGGUGAUGUCUCGGCGUCAGUCGAGGUAUGAUCCGCUCAGGGCAUCGCGUCACGGCAGCCACAGGGGGUCCAUUGCCUCACUAGCCUCUCCUCGCUGACCAAGAGGAAUUCUGAGUGAUGUGUAGGGCGGCAUACAUCGCACUGUCGCAGGCAGUGGAGAUUUUGUCUUCGGGUUUUUGUGCGAUCGGUCGAGCUUACUCAGGACUGACUUACUCAUUCAUGACUGACAGCCUGACAUUUUUUGGUAUGUUGGUCUCGCACAAGCUGUCUCUCGUUGUCCUGCGAGUCGGUGCCUGCCUGGAACGAUUGACGUAUUCUCUGCCCCAUGCGGACAGGCGCCAAGGGGGCAGCGAGCAUCAAAUAUGAGUCCGUGCCAAGUGUGCGUGAAGGAUGACAAUCGAUGGCCUGGCGCCUUGUCGCUGCAAACUGACUGUGCAAUGGAGUAUCUUGUGAUUGCAAAUCUCGAC
Vitrella brassicaformis is the source of this 3008-nucleotide messenger RNA. The record is from the annotation of a GenBank genome assembly. Lineage: Eukaryota; Vitrellaceae.